GGAGUAUACAGGUACACGAGACCCCCGCUUUGGGUACCCCUUCUUACUCGUGUACCUCGCUGCUCUCAAGUAUAUACCUAUAUAUAUGUUAUACUUGCUCGUGUAUAGUUAUGUUGUUUCGUUAUACUUAUUUCUCGCAUUCAUCAUUUUUAAAUGUGCUGAUAAAUUAUAAAUACGAUUUUGAUUAGUCAUUAGUUCGUUUGAAUUAUUAAAAGAGUUUACUUGGUACUUGUGUUAUCGCGCGGGCGCGAUUUAAUGAAUUAAAUAUGUGCUGAGGAAGUUAAAGCAUCCGUACCGCGCGUUCUAGAUGAUUUUGAUCAUUUUACCGAGUACUGUAUACCUGUAGAAAUUCCUCUCUUGCUCCUACUUUGUUACUACUCAUACUGUGGUUUUAAAACGUGUAGUGAUCGAGAUCGAACGCAAUAUACCUAGCUUUUUACUUCAAUUCAUGGUAUUUAAUAACUCUCAGCCAUAUUGAAGAUCAUUAUUUAUCAACGACAGUUUUUCAAAUUGUAUAAAAAUAUUUAAAUUAUUUUAUUUGGUGAUUAAAAUAUUAACAAGUGUGUAAAAGACAGUGGUUGAGAUGAUAAAUGACAGAAUAAACGGGGCAAAGUGAAUGAAUUUAAACAGAAAUGGAACGAGUGAUACUUUACACCUGAUUUAAGGCCACCAUGUCAAACAAAACAAAAUCCCAGCAGACACAGCAUCAAGAGAAGCAAGUACAGCAACCGCAGCAGCAUCAGCAACAGCAGACACAACAGCAGCAACAACACCAAGUCCAACAGCAGCAGCAGCAUCAGCUGCAUCAACAUCAGCAUCAGCAUCAUCUUUUGAAACAGCAGCAAUCAGCCGGGCAGCUUCCGCCUCAGUACCAGCCUCCCCCUCAGCCUACAAUUGGUAUCCUCAAGAAUUCGACAGGUAUCGGCGGCAACCCAAAUGCCCUUUUGAACAGCUACCCCCAGUCACAGCCAUCCCAGCGUGUGACCAACAUUAAAGAUGCACAAGCUAAGUAUCUUCCUAAAUUAGAUAGUCUUGGUACCCAGUCCAUGGUUAUUGGAUCAGCUUCAAAUAAACCCGCCUCCCACUCUUAUUAUCCCUCAAAAAUAUCUCCGGGUCAAUUUUUACCCUCAAGUAGCAGCAGCAGCAGUAGUUAUCCUGGUGGUAAUAUUAUUAUUCCUAAUACAACUAAACAGAGAAUAACCGACGAAGAAUUUAUGCGACUAAGUCCUGUGGAAAUGCUAAAGUUUGUCAGAAAAACAGAGAGUGAUCUUGCCAGAAUAGUUACGGAGCAAAAUCGCCAGAUACAAAACUUGCUCGGUGAGUUGCGGUCAUUGAAAGAAGCUAACCAACGACUGAGUGACGAUAAUCAAGAACUGAGAGACCUUUGCUGUUUUCUUGACGACGAUCGUCAGAAGGGACGGAAGCUAGCUCGCGAAUGGCAGAGAUUUGGUAGAUACACUGCCAGUGUAAUGAGACAAGAAGUCUCGGCUUAUCAAAAUAAAUUGAGACAGCUCGAUAAUAAGCAGCAGGAGUUGAUAAAAGAUAAUCUUGAAUUAAAAGAGCUUUGCUUGUAUCUGGACGAAGAGAGAGGUAGCGGUGGCGCCCAAAGGGACGACGGCGAUGGGUCCAGCUCGAGCACGAAUGCCGAAGAAACAGCUGCGGUCCCUCCACCACCUCCCGCUCCACCACGACAAGUUCGACAUACUUCAUUUUUUAACGAUGAAACAAUGCAAUACGUUCGGAGUCUUGAGCAACGAGUAAAACAACUUGAGGAAGACAAAAGUAUGUUGCAAGCGAGGGCCCAAACUUGGGAGGCUGAGAAUCGGGAUUCUCGCUGGGAGCAAAAUACCGACACUGACAAUCCUCAUAAUUUACAUGGCGGAAGUGGACGUCCCGAGGCUGUUGUGCAAGCACUUCAAGUUCUUGAAGUACGAGAGCAAUUAGAAAGAGACGCUGGCCAUAACCCUACUGAAAAAGCCCUUGUACGAGAGAUGUGUAAUGUUGUAUGGCGGAAACUUGAAGAAAGUCCACACAUGAGACGUUAAUUUGUUGUACGCGUUGUUAAAUUAUCUCUGCACUUAGCACUUGUUACUAAAUAAUUAUAUAUUAUAAUAUUUAUAAGUAUAUAGCUCAAUUUACAAUAUAAUGAAGAGAUAUUAUUAGGCCACACUAGUAAACUAGAAUUAGUAUGAAAAAU
Microplitis demolitor is the source of this 2197-nucleotide messenger RNA. It is a transcript of the gene Ccdc85, whose product is annotated as coiled-coil domain-containing protein 85C. The record is from RefSeq and is a predicted model, not a curated record. The transcript has 4 exons. Bases 672 to 2045 code for a protein of 457 amino acids. Lineage: Eukaryota; Metazoa; Arthropoda; Insecta; Hymenoptera; Braconidae.